Messenger RNA from Heteronotia binoei (common prickly gecko), 4678 nucleotides. RefSeq names its product enoyl-CoA hydratase and 3-hydroxyacyl CoA dehydrogenase (gene EHHADH). Gene Ontology annotation, biological process: fatty acid beta-oxidation. NCBI's taxonomy places the organism in Eukaryota, Metazoa, Chordata, Lepidosauria, Squamata, Gekkonidae. Gene Ontology annotation, molecular function: (3S)-3-hydroxyacyl-CoA dehydrogenase (NAD+) activity; NAD+ binding. Gene Ontology annotation, cellular component: peroxisome. Bases 89 to 2272 code for a protein of 727 amino acids. The transcript is spliced from 7 exons. The record is from RefSeq and is a predicted model, not a curated record.
GUUCCCACCGAUCCCACCUCUUUGCGCUUGCUAAUCAAGCUUGCAGCGUUUGUUGAGCUCGCAAACUGGUAGGGUCGGUUUAGAGACGAUGGCUCAGUACGUGAGGGGGGCAGCUGCAGUGGCCGUGGUCCGCAUUUGUAAUCCUCCGCUCAACACGCUCAGUGUUAAAACUCUACUGGCUUUACAGCAAGAAGUGAAGCGUGCAAAUAUUGAUCCCACUGUGAAAGCUGUUGUGAUUUGUGGUGCAAAUGGUAAAUUCAGUGCAGGUGCUGACAUCAAGCUGUUUUCCAACCCUGAUUGGGGAAAUACACCCAGUCUGGGGUCAGUAGUUGAUUUAAUAGAGAAGAGUGACAAACCAAUGGUGGCUGCAAUUGAAGGUUUGGCAUUGGGAGGAGGCUUGGAAGUGGCAUUGGGCUGUCAUUACCGAAUUGCCCAUGUACAGGCACGGGUAGGUUUGCCUGAGGUGACAGUAGGCUUACUUCCUGGUGCUGGUGGGACUCAGCGGCUUCCCAGAUUGACUGGAGUACCAGCUGCACUUGAUAUCAUCACAACAGGAAAGCACAUAUGGGCUGCUGAAGCAAUGAAACUAGGAAUAAUCGAUGAAAUUGUAGAAGAAAAUACAGUUGAAGCAGCAAUACGUUUAGCAGAAAGAGUGUCUGGUCAGCCAGUGGGAACUCGUAGGCUCUGCUCAAAGCCUAUUCCCAUGCUACCCAAUAUGGAAGCCAUCAUUGAAGAGGCACUGGUGAAAGUGAAGAAGCAGGCCUGUGGGUGUCUUGCACCAGAAAUGUGCUUCCAAGCCGUAGAAACCUCCUUGCGUUUGCCCUUUGAGGAGGGAAUUCGCAAAGAGAGAGAACUCUUUCUCUUCCUGCUGUCUUCUGGCCAGGCUAAGGCACUGCAGUAUGCCUUCUUUGCACAAAGAGCCAUGGAAAAGUGGACGUUGCCCAGUGGAGCAUCCUGGAAAACUGCUGCCCCUCAGCCAAUCCAGAGGGCAGCUGUGAUAGGAUUGGGAACAAUGGGCCGAGGCAUUGUGGCCUCUCUGGUGAAGGCGAAGAUUCCAGUGGUGGCUUUGGAGCAAGAUAAGAAUCACUUAGAGCUAGGAAGAAGAGCUAUAAUGGCCCUCUUAGACCGUGAAGCUUUAAGAAUGCAACAGAACGGCCAAACAUUGGAUGUCCAUAAGCCAGGCCUGCUUCACUUCACACUGGAUUUUAGUGCCCUGCAAGAUGUAGAUCUGGUUAUUGAGGCUGUUUUUGAAGACAUGAUGCUGAAGAAAGAGAUCUUCCACAAGUUAUCUACCAUCUGCAAACCUGAGGCCUUUCUGUGUACUAAUACUUCUUGUCUAGAUAUUGAUGAAAUUGCUGCAGUCACUAGCCGUCCACACCAGGUCAUUGGUACUCAUUUUUUCUCACCAGCUCAUAUAAUGAGAUUGCUGGAGGUAAUCUAUGGUAAGCAUACAUCCCCCAUAGCUAUUGCCAGUGUUAUGAGCCUAGGCAAAGCUAUGGGGAAAAUUGGGGUUGUAGUAGGGAAUUGUUUUGGCUUCGUUGGGAACCGAUUAUUGCUUCCUUAUAAUGAGCAAACAUAUUUCCUCAUAGAAGAGGGCAGUACUCCUGAGGAAGUGGACAAAGCUCUAGUGGGAUUUGGUUUCAAAAUGGGGCCCUUCCAGGUAUCAGAUCUUGCUGGGCUUGAUGUUGGUUGGCGAAUUAGAAAAGGGCAAGGUCUAGCUGGAGCCAGCCUACCUCUUGGCACACCUCCUCGCCAGCGAAACGGCAGACGAUAUAGCCCACUCCCUGACCUCUUAUGUGAGAAAGGGAGAUAUGGACAGAAAACAGGCAAGGGAUGGUAUCAAUACAAUGCACCUGGUGGGAGGGACCCCAAGUCAGAUCCAUGGUUUCAUAGUUUUCUUUCUGACUACAGGAAUACCCAUAACAUUGCAGUACGCACUAUAACACAGGAUGAGAUCUUGGAGCGCUGCCUCUAUUCCCUUGUCAAUGAGGGUUUCCGGAUAUUGUCUGAUGGAAUAGCUUCAUGCCCAGAAGCCAUUGAUACCAUCUAUAUCAAUGGCUAUGCCUGGCCCAGACAUAGGGGUGGCCCUAUGUUUUAUGCCUCUGAAGUUGGUUUAUCUACAGUUCUAGAGAAACUGCAGAAGUAUGCAGAAGCUAAUCCUGAUAUACCCUCACUGCAGCCCAGUCCUCUUCUGCAGAAGCUUGUAGCCUUGGGUAGUCCUCCUGUGAAUGAGUGGUCAUCAUUUGUGGGUUCUCAGAACAGUAAACUGUAAUCACAUUGCAAUUUAUGAUUUUAGAUUAAAUAUUCUUAGAGCCAUGGAACUACACAAAUUGAGCUAUAGGGUGUUGUAAAACAAUGCCUGUAUUUUCUGCUUUCAGUGCAAAGUGUGCCUUUCACUAUUCUACUUCUUGAAAUACUCCCUGAGGGGUCUUGUUGAUAUUCCCUUUUCUGUCUUCUCUAGUUCUGUUGAAAACAGGCUGCUGUACUAAAUAGAUCAUUGGACACAUCCACCAUGGAGAGCCAGUUUGGUGUAGUGGUUAAGUGCAUGGACUCUUAUCUGGGAGAACCGGGUUUGAUUCCCCACUCCUCCACUUGCACCUGCUGGAAUGGCCUUGGGUCAGCCAUAGCUCUGGCAGAGGUUGUCCUUGAAAGGGCAGCUGCUGUGAGAGCCCUCUCCAGCCCCACCCACCUCACAGGGUGUCUGUUGUGGGGGAAGAAGGUAAAGGAGAUUGUGAGCCGCUCUGAGACUCUUCGGAGUGGAGGGCGGGAUAUAAAUCCAAUAUCAUCAUCAUGGGUCUUCUUAUCUAAUGCAUGUUCCAUAGCGUCAUACAAAUCCUUUAAAGUAGAUAAAUCUUGGACUUGCAAGUGAAGUGUUAUGAAUUGCUACCUUAUAGAGUUGCGGCUGGAGAAGGUACAGAACAACUUUUCUGUCUACCCCUACCUUCUCUAGGGCUUGAGCUUCAUAGCUGUGGAAGGUUGCUGGCUGUUACAAAAGUAUGAAAACAGCAGGCCAAACCACAAAGCUCAGAACUGUACCCUGAUAGGAAAUAAGAAUCAAUUUCACAUUAUUGCUUUAAAAUAAUAUAUCUUAUAAACUCAGUGAUGCUCCUUGUUGGAUCCAAGAUAAUGUAUGUCAGGUAAUAACAAAGAAAUAGCCAGCUUUAAAAUGCUGUGUAGUGAGUAAAACCACUCCUGAGGAGAUGGGCUGAGAGACAGAUCUCUGCUCUUAACAAUCCAGUCUCCUCUACUUCACAUACUGAUUAUGACAUGCAACUUGUAGCCAAUGAUGCCUCAGACAACUCACUUCUUACUCUCUCCCUUUUGUAAAUAUUAAUGCCUUCUUGUCUAAACUUCAAAUAUCUCCUUUCCAGGCCUUGGAUUCAGUGGGAGCUCACAGGAGCACAGCUCCUGAACCUUUCUGACAGUUCCACCUCCUCCUUCCUACCUUGUCCAUUGAAUAGUAGGUGCAGCUGCAUAACAAUCCCUAGAUGAGCUCCACCACCUAUUUUUCUACAAAAUGACCCCUGCCCCUUUCUAAAACUCAUAAUCAUGAGACUGUGCCUUUUCCCUGCUUCUUACACAGCAGUGAUAAAAAAAAUACAGGAUCAUUGUCUUUGAGGAGCAUAUUAUUGAUGCAUGCUCAGGAAUUCAGCUCCUAACCCUCAGUGGGAUACCACUGAAGCUGGCAUCAAGGGUGAAGAGCUUGGGAGUGCUCCUGGAUGCUUCCCUUAAAAUGGAGGCCCAGGUCACUACUGUUGUUCAAUUGGCCUUUUGCUAUCUCAGCUGGUCAGGCAACUGGUCCUGUAUCUGUGAUCCACACAAUGGUCACUUCCAGAAUGGAUUAUUGUAACUUGCUCUACACAGGGCUGCCCUUGAACCUGACCCAGAAACUGCAGCUAGUGCAGAAUGUGGCAGGAUGUAUGCUGACAGUGACACCUCUGUGGGCUCAGUUCAGCCAGUGCUGUGCCAACUGCACUAGCUGCCAAUAUAAUACCAGAUCAAGUUCAAGGUCCUGGUGUUAACUUUCAAGGGUCCUGCAUAUCUUCUCCCCAUAUGUACCUUGCAGAGCACUAUGCUCAGUUGACCAACACCUUCUGGUUCUCCCUGACCCCGAGGAUGUCCAUUUAGCCUUGACUGGGGCUAGGGCUUUUUCUGCCCUAGUCCCAGCCUGGUGGAACAAGCCCCUUCCUGAGAUCAGGGCCCUGUGGGAUCUGCUACAGUUCUGCAGGGCCUGCAAGACAGAGCUGUUCCACCAGGCUUUCAGUUGAGGUGGCGGAUAUCCAAAUCCAUCUUGGCCUCCUCUGCUGACAAUUGCUGGCCAUAUGGAACCACUUCAUUUUUGUUUAGCCUCCCUAAAUAGAUCAUCACUUGGUGUCAACCUGUAUUCACUUGUCACCCUGACUAUAUUUGAUUAUGCUUUAACGGAAACAUUAUUUUAAUUGUCAAUAUAUUAUUCCUAUGACUUGAAACCCACCCUAGGUGGGAUAAAAACAGAACAAGAUGUUUUUUACCUUGUGUGGUCUUUAAUAUGGGAACUUAGUGUUAUUUCUUCUACCCUCAGAUAACAGGGACACCAUCAGAUUAUCUAAACUUUUCAAUUAUCGCUUCUGAAGACUAAGAAAUCAAAAAUAAAAAUCACUGUCACUUUUUUUCUAAAUAAAACUAUUUUACUUAUCUA